Messenger RNA from Cherax quadricarinatus, 1550 nucleotides. NCBI's taxonomy places the organism in Eukaryota, Metazoa, Arthropoda, Malacostraca, Decapoda, Parastacidae. The record is from RefSeq and is a predicted model, not a curated record.
CUGACUCAUUUUUCUAAUCCACAGUUACUUUGAGGAACAACGAUCACUCUCCAUGUUUCCAGUCGCUUACUCUCUCCAGUCUUUCAAGAAGCAUCUGUAGGGGAAUCUUUUAACAUCACCUUAUUCUUUAUUUUAGUAUUUACCAGUGAAACAGCACUGAAUAAGUAACUUUAGGUUGUAAUGAACUAUACAUAAAAUAUGUUUAUAUAUUUGCAGAGGAAAAAUGGAAUGUAUUAAUUAUUCAGACAUUUCAAGAAAGUCUUCUCUUAAAUCACAUGAGAGAUCUCAAGGGGAAAAAUAAUAAUAGUGUUUCUUAAAAUGUUAAAGCAAAAAUGUUGAUAACCGAGAUCAGUUUGAUAUAUUUUAUCAAUAAAGUGUGGGAAAUCAUGUAUCCAUAUGUAAAUAAUUGUGAAAGACACAUGAGAGUUUAUAUUAGAGAUACUUAUACCACAUCAGUGCUCACUGUUUUUAUUACAUUUAUGAGAUGAGUGCUAAACCUUUAGCAGGGCAUGGAAAGUAAUCAAAUUCAAUCCAAGGAAAGGGAGGUCAGGUCCAGUUCCUUGGAUCAUCAAGAGCCCCUCACGAACAUCAGUGAACCUCCCUUAAAGGGAUAUCAGUGUUCAGAGUGUCUAAAAUCUUUUAGUAGUAAAAGUCAUCUUGUAAGACAUGAAAAAAUUCAUACAGGAGAGAAACCUUAUCAGUGUUCAGAAUGUAUUAAAUGUUUUAGCAAUAGAAGUGAUCUUAAAAGACACAUAAGAGUUCAUAAGGGAGAAAAACCUUAUCAGUGUUCAGAGUGUUUGAAGCAUUUUAGCCAAAAAUGUCAUCUUGUUGAGCACAAGAAAACUCAUACAGGAGAGAAGCCUUAUCAGUGUUCGGAAUGUUUGAAAUGUUUUAGUUACAAAUGUGAUCUUGUAAAUCAUGAGAGACUUCAUACAGGCAAUAAACCAUAUCAUUGUUCAGAGUGUCUGAAACGUUUUAGUAGGAAAUGUUAUCUUGAGAGACAUACAAGACUUCAUACAGGAGAUAAACCAUAUCAGUGUUCAUUAUGUCUAAAAUGUUUUAGUGAAAAAAGUUAUCUUUUACGACAUGAGGAAACUCAUAAAAUAGAGAAGCUUUAUCAGUGUUCAGAAUGUUUGAAAUGUUUCACAACCAAAAGUUGUCUUCAUGGACACAUGAAAAUUCAUACAGGAGAGAAGCCUUAUCAGUGUUCAGAAUGUUUGAAAUGGUUUAAUGCUAAAAGGGUUCUUGAAAGACACUUGAGAGUUCAUACAGGAGAGAAGCCGUAUCAAUGUUCUGAGUGUAUGAAAUGUUUUAACAGAAAAGGCAAUCUUGCACAACAUGAACUAGUUCAUACAGGAAGGAGACCAUAUCAGUGUUCAGAGUGUCUGAAAGGUUUCAGCAGAAAAAUUGAUCUUGUAGGUCACACAAAAAUUCAUGCAAUAAAGAAAGACUUACCAGUGUUCAGUGUGUUUGAAAUGUUUCACCAAAAACAGUUGUCUUGAAAGACAUACAAGAGUUCAUACUGGAGAGAAAUCUUAUCAAUGUUCAGU